Messenger RNA from Neolamprologus brichardi, 437 nucleotides. Lineage: Eukaryota; Metazoa; Chordata; Actinopteri; Cichliformes; Cichlidae. The record is from RefSeq and is a predicted model, not a curated record.
GUUUCCCAACACCACCGUACCCCGGUCCCCCUUUGGACUACAACUCUGUUCAGCCUGUUGUCCAGCCUGUGGUUCAGCCAGUUGUCCAACCUGUUGUCCAGCCAGCUGUUCAGAUUGUUCAACAGCCUGCAUACCAAUACAAUGCACUACAACCUCAGGUUGUGCAGCCAGUGAGUCAGGUGGUGGUGAUGCAGAGUCAUCUCCCAAAAGAUGUUCCUGGACAGAUGAAGUGUCCUCAUUGCCAAACUGAUGUUGUGACUAAAACAGAGUACAAAAUUGGGAUCCUCACCUGGUUAAUUUUUGCCGUAUUACUACUUGUAGGCUGCUGGCCUUGCUAUGUGAUCCCCUUCUUCGUCAAAGAAUGCAAAGAUGUGGAGCAUUCCUGCCCUGCCUGUAACAGCGUAAUCCACAUCCAUAAGCUCCUAUGAAGCAGAACU